Molecule: messenger RNA, 1149 nt
Organism: Corticium candelabrum
Lineage: Eukaryota; Metazoa; Porifera; Homoscleromorpha; Homosclerophorida; Plakinidae
Product: hemicentin-1-like
Exons: 5
Coding region: 1-1149 (382 amino acids)
Source: RefSeq, a predicted model, not a curated record
AUGCACUCAGAUGGGUAUUGGGAGACUUGGGAAGGCUGGUCGUCUUGCUCUCAUACCUGUGGAGCUGUAGGGAUCAGACGUCGUACAAGAAAUUGCAAUUUCGACAAGAAUAGGUAUCCUGGUCGAUUGUGUCUCGGUUCGUCGGAAGAACUCGAUCCGUGCAAUCGCACAGAGUGUCCACAAGAUCUAGACGGAGGUUGGUCGGCUUGGUCUCCGUGGAGUGCAUGCGACGCUUCCUGUGGGAACGGCUUCAAGCACCGACAACGCAACUGCACGAAUCCAGUUCCCAAACCCAACGGUCGACCCUGUACUGGCAAUUACGUCAGUACAACUCAAUGCAGUGUCGUCGACUGUCCUACCGGUAUUACACAUUCGUGUCCAUCGAAUCCAUACAUUACAUGGUGUCGAGUUUUAGAUGGUGCUUGGGGUCAUUGGACGGGAUGGUCAACAUGUAGUCCUACAUGCGGACGUAGAUCAAAAAGGAGGACCCGGUCGUGUGAUUAUCCCAAGCCAAAAGAUGGAGGCAGCAAUUGUGUGGGGAGCCACAGCGAACUACAACUCUGUGCACCCAUUCCGUGUCCUUGUGACGGAAGAUAUAGUGGAUGGUCGUUUUGGAGUCCUUGUUCUGUCACAUGUGGACAAGGAGGCUUUAAAACCAGAAAUCGGACGUGUUCUGAUCCUCCACCGUCUUAUGGAGGCACCAACUGUAGUGGCACGGCGAGUGAAACGACAGGGUGUACGGCCGAACGCGCUUGCGCACAAAAUGGAAAUUGGAGUGACUAUGGCAGCUUUUCUGACUGCAGUCACGACUGUAACGGUGGUAUACGAGUGGCCUAUAGAACAUGCUCGGCACCACCACCGACAAAUGAAGGCUACGAAUGCGUCGGUCCCAACAGCAAAGUCACAAAGUAUGGAGGAUGGGGCAACUGGCAAGCAUGGAGUAAAUGUGAUAAACGAUGCGGAAUCGGGCAUAAGACAAGAAAGAGACAGUGUGAUUCGCCUCCACCGAAUGCGUACGGUGCUCCUUGUCCGGUAAAUGGAAUAGAAACAAUGGAAUGCUGGAUACACGACUGCCCAGUCGGUAUAGACUUGCCGUUUGCUCGCCUUCUCGUUUCUCGUCCCUCAUGUCUUCUCGUUCGAUUAUCCUAG